AUGAGACUCAUAUCGAGAAGAAGGUUGAGAUUUUUCCUUUAUGUGUUAAUAGGUUUCAUAAUGGUCACAAUUAUUACUCGUGGUAUUGUUCAGUUCCAAUUAAACAAAGAGAUUAAGUACUAUAAACGUUUUUUUAAAGAAAACAAAGACUCAUUAGAACAGAUGUUUAAUCCUCUGGAAAUUAAACAGAUUCCAGAAGAAGUGAUUGAUAGCCUAUACAGUGAAACUUUAAGUCGGGCAUCCAAGACCAACAAAGGCAUCAACUGGGAUAAAUUUGCAUAUGUGAACUAUGUUACAGAUGCCAGUUACCUAUGUAACACAUUAAUCAUGUUUAACAAGCUGAAAACAGAAUUUCAAACCAAGGCCAAACUGGUGCUUUUGGUUACAAAAGACUUAAUCGAGGACAAUGCAACUAACAAGGAAAAAAACAUAUUAAUGUUAGCAUCCAUAAAGAAUGUUGAUAGCGAACAAGUGCGUAUCAAGUAUGUGGACAACAUCGUCAAACCUAAGGAUUAUACUCCUUGGAAUGAAAGUCUGACAAAACUGCGUGUGUUUAAUGAAACCGACUUUGAUAGAAUAAUAUAUAUGGAUAACGAUGCUGCUUUAACUGCUAAUCUUGAUGAGUUAUUCUUCUUACCACAGUAUAUCAAAUUUGCUGCUCCAAUGACGUAUUGGUUUAUAUCGCAAAAUGAUCUAAAAGAGGCAUAUCAUGAGUUGCAGCAUGAUGAUCGUAUUACCUUGAAUUUGAACAAUUAUAACAAACAGACUAUAUCUAGAAUCAAGAAAGGUAAGAUGAUCUAUAAUCAUCUACCAAGUCUGCCCUCAUCGCUCUAUUUGAAUUCUAAAAACGUUGCUCAAGAAAUAAUAAGCUCAACGUCAUCUGCAUCUCCUUUGUUUGAUUUCCAUACAAGCAAAAAGGCUAGCAAAAUAAAGUUUGCCUCUAAUAUUAUGGUCAUCAAGCCUUCCAAAGAAACAUUUGAUAAAAUUCUGUAUGAACUAUUGCCCAGGGCUUUGACCAAGAAAGAAAUGUACGAUAUGGAUUUAAUCAAUGAAGAAUUAUACAACUUGAAAAAAAUUGUUUACUAUCAGUUCAGUCUUUUUAGAAAGUUGAAAAGUGAGUUUAUCCCAGAAGUCAUGGUUUUACCAUUCGGCAGAUAUGGUUUAUUAACGGGAUCAUUAAGAAAUAAAAAUCAUUACUCGAUGAUCUCGAAUGACAUUUUAGGUUAUAAAAGAAUGGAUAAUGACGGGAAUGAACUGCUGGGUUUGGAUAAAUCAGUAGCAGAUGCAAAGUACAUCCAUUUUUCGGACUAUCCAAUUGGCAAACCUUGGCAUUACGUUUCAAUCAAAGAAUUUGAGUGUGUGCCGGAUGCAGAGACCGCGGAGGAUCUUGACCAAGAGACAAAAGCUUGCAAUAUCUGGAACUCAUUUUAUGAUACUUUUAUCCAGGCCAGAAGUAUAUGCAACUAG
Kazachstania africana CBS 2517 is the source of this 1467-nucleotide messenger RNA. It is a transcript of the gene GNT1, whose product is annotated as glucose N-acetyltransferase. The coding region runs from base 1 to 1467 and encodes 488 amino acids. The record is from RefSeq and is a predicted model, not a curated record. NCBI's taxonomy places the organism in Eukaryota, Fungi, Ascomycota, Saccharomycetes, Saccharomycetales, Saccharomycetaceae. The transcript has a single exon. Gene Ontology annotation, molecular function: glycosyltransferase activity.